AUGGAAGAAACCGAAUUUCUAGAGGAAAAAUUAAUUAUUGGCGGAGAUUUCAACAUAAGGAUAGGACAAUUAGGAAGAUUUGCUGGGAUCAAUGCUGAUGGUGAAGAUGAAGAAAGAAACAGCAGAGAUAAUGUGAUAAAUAAUGGAGGAAAGAAUUUAGUGAAUUUAGUGGAACAAAAAGGAUGGAUUAUUCUAAAUGGAGUAGCUGUAGGAGACGAGAUGGGUGAAUUCACCUUUACGGGAACUAGAGGAAAUUCGUGUUGGGAGGAUAUUACAAGUUUCAAAAUUGAGGACAGAGUGGAGUCUGAUCAUAUGCCAAUGUGUUUGAAGUUAUUUAGUGGAGGUAAGAAAAAGAUGGAGGCGAUAGGGGAUAAAUGCAUAGAGAAUAAAACAGUUUACUCUUGGAGCGAAGAGGAUAUACCAAUUUUCAAUACGAGAACUCAAAGACUGGAAUCACAGAUUAAACCGGAUGAUAAUGUUGAGGAUUUGUGGAAGGAUUUGAAAACUAAUGUAGAAAUAGCUGUGAUUAAAAAAGAAAUUAAAAUUAGGAAAUGGAAGAUCGGUAAAAUAGACAAAAGCGCAUAUCUGGAAAAAAGAAGAGAAUGGCGAACGAUUUGCAAGCAGAAAGAAAAAGAUCACAAAGAAAAGGAAGAAAACGACCUAAAGAAUAUUAAAGAUGAAAAAGAGGUAUGGAAAUACUUAAACAAAGGCAGGAAAAAGAAAAGCAUUGAGGACAACAAUAUAAAAGAUGAAGAAUGGAUUGAGCAUUUUAAGAAUCUACUGGAAGGAUCAGAAGUAAGAAUUACGGGGACAGCUGGAGAUUUAAAUAGGGAAGAAAAGGAGGAAGAAAAAUUAAGGAAAGAAGAAAUAACGAAAGCAAUGAAGAAUAUGAAGAAAGGAAAAGCGGCAGGGAUUGAUAAUAUUCCUUAUGAAGUUUGGAUGUAUGGAGGAGUGGAUCUAAUAGAUAGAUUUUACACUGUAAUUAAAAAGGUUUGGGAUGGGGCGGGAUUCCCUGAAGAUUGGAAGAUGGCGAUUAUAACACCGAUAUAUAAAAAGGAAGAUCCAAAUGACGUUAAAAACUAUAGAGGUCUUUCAUUAUUGGUCACGGCUUAUAAAAUUUACACGAAAGUAAUUAAGGAAAGGUUGGAAAAAGAAGUAGAAGGGAAAAAUAUACUACCAGAAGGACAAGCUGGAUUUAGGAAAAAGAGGUCAACAAUUGAUAAUAUAUUCGUCUUAAACCAUGUCACGCAAAAAGCAAGAGGAAAGAAAGAUAAGGUAUAUGGGAUGUUUAUUGACUUAAAGAAAGCUUAUGACACGGUUGAUAGAGAAAAAUUGUGGAAUAUAAUGAAAAAGGUUGGAAUAAGUGAAUAUUUGAUAGAAAAAGUGAAAGAAAUAUAUUAUGAAACUAAGGUCAGAAUUAAAAAAAAGGAUGGAUUGACUGAUGAAUUUUGGACAAGUAAAGGGGUGAGGCAAGGAUGUGUACUAAGCCCUAUCCUUUUUUGUAUAUAUUUGACAGAAUUGGAAGAAGAAUUUAAAGUAAGGAACAUAGGUGGAGUUAAAAUAGGAAGUUUGAGAAUUUGGACGUUGGCUUUCGCUGACGAUAUAGUACUUUUGGCUUAUGGUAGGGAUGCAUUAUUGGAUAUGAUGGACACACUCAAAAGAUUUCUAAAGGAAAGGCAAUUAAUACUAAGUGUGGAGAAAACAAAAAUAUUAGUGUUCAAUAAAGGUAAACGAGGGAAAAAAGAGGUAUGGAAAUGGGAAGGAGAAGAGAUAGAAGAAGUCAAAACUUUUAAAUAUUUAGGAUUUACUUUUAAUGAUGAGUGUAACUAUAAGGAUCACAUAAAAGAACUUAAAAGGAAAGGAGUUGUAGCAGCAAAAAUAACAUGGGGACUUGGAGAAAACAGAUGUAGAGGUGAUUUUAUAAGGAGGAAAAUGUUAUUUACGUAUUUGGUUAAGAGUGUUAUGUCAUAUGGAGUUGAGAUUUGGGGUUGGGAAGAAAAAAAAGAGUUGGAGAAAAUUCAAAUGGAUUAUUUUCGUUGGAUCUUAAGGUUGGAUAUCUGUACGCCUAAGUAUAUAGUUUACAAGGAAACGGAAACAUACAAGAUGAAAAUUGAUUGGAGCAAAAGGGCGACGAAAUACGAAGAAAAAAUUACAAAACAGGAUGGGAGAUUAACCAAACUAUGCUGGAUGGAAAAAAUAAAACUAGGUGAGGAAGACAAAUACGGUGAGGAGAGGAAGAAGUUUUACAAUGGAUUAGGUUUGAGUACACUGGACGUGGAAAUGAAAAAGGAUAUGGGUAAAAAUGUACAUGUGGAAGUUUGGGAAAGAGGUAGAGAUAUUGAAAAGCAGAUGGUAAUAGGAAUGAUAAAUGAAUCAUCGUUUAACCCAAGGUAUAAACACAUAAUGGCAGAAGGAUUACCAAAAUAUCUUCGGAAUUAUAAUAGAGGGAGAGAAUUGGAUGUUAUUGCGAAAAUUAGGUGUGGAAAUGUAGAAAGAAUAAAUAGAUACUGGUUAAAUGAAGAAGAUUGGAUAUGUAAUCUAUGUAAGGAAGGUUGGGGUACUUUUGAACAUUUACUACUAGAAUGUGAAGUAACAAAACAAUGGACCGAAGGAUUUUUGGAAGGUGUGAAUGAUAAAAUUAAGGUAUUAACAAAUGAAGAUGGUAGGAUAGAAGUUAGUAGAGUUUUUAAGCAUAUUGUAAAACAAAUAAAAGUGAAAGAAUAA
Leptopilina heterotoma is the source of this 2724-nucleotide messenger RNA. RefSeq lists its product as uncharacterized. Lineage: Eukaryota; Metazoa; Arthropoda; Insecta; Hymenoptera; Figitidae. The record is from RefSeq and is a predicted model, not a curated record. Bases 1 to 2724 code for a protein of 907 amino acids. The transcript has 3 exons.